Molecule: messenger RNA, 1793 nt
Organism: Tachysurus fulvidraco (yellow catfish)
Lineage: Eukaryota; Metazoa; Chordata; Actinopteri; Siluriformes; Bagridae
Gene: tbxas1
Product: thromboxane A synthase 1 (platelet)
Exons: 14
Coding region: 202-1770 (522 amino acids)
Molecular function (GO): iron ion binding; oxidoreductase activity, acting on paired donors, with incorporation or reduction of molecular oxygen; heme binding
Source: RefSeq, a predicted model, not a curated record
CCCUCCGUCCCUGCCAGGAUUUACGCCCAUGCCCCCAUGAGAACUUGGGUCAUCAUAGGAGAACAUUGUUACAGCCUGCAAUAGCCCAGUGCUACAAGAUACAGAUAUCAAAUUUAAAGAAGAAAAAACACCCAACAGCAGAGUGUAUAUCUAAGGAGGAUAAGAACAAGCUGAAGAAGUGCCAGGAACCAUAAUUUACUUAUGCAACUUGAUAUGCUGACAAUGUUUGGAGCUGAGCCAUGUGGAUUCUCUGUGUCUGUCUGCCUUUUCCUUCUCUUCUUGGUUCUUCUGUACUGGUAUUCCACCUUCCCAUAUUCGGUCUUGCAGCGAUGUGGCAUCCGACACCCCAAACCGACUCCGUUCAUCGGGAACUUGAUGCUGUUUCGACAUGAUUGUUUCAAAGCUCAGAAGGACCUGAUCAACCAGUAUGGACGAGUAUGUGGUUAUUAUCUGGCCAGACUUCCAGUGGUGGUGAUAGCUGACCCAGACAUGCUCAGACAGGUUAUGGUGAAGGAGUUUCAUAACUUCCUAAACAGAGUGAUGUUUAGGACGGCUAGAAAGCCACUGUCGGACAGUCUGGUCAUGCUGAGGGAUGAACCCUGGAAGCGAGUGCGCAGCAUCUUAACGCCAUCACUCAGCGCAGCCAAGAUGAAAGAGAUGGUCCCUCUUAUCCAUGAAGCUACAGAAACAUUACUGAAGAACCUGAAGAAUUAUGCAGAGACUGGAGAGAGCUUUGACAUCCACAGGUGUUUUGGUUGCUUCACUAUGGAUGUAAUAGCAAGUGUGGCAUUUGGCAUGCAUGUGGACUCCCAGAACAACCCCAAAGACCCAUUUGUGCACUACGCCUCCAAGUUCUUUGCCUUCUCUGUUUUCAGUCCAGUCAUGUUCAUCUUCAUGACUUUCCCGUUCCUGAUUGGGCCGCUUCAUGGUUUGAUGAAAGAUACAGAUAGAAGUGAGGCGAACAAGUUCUUCACCAGCUGUAUUCAGAAACUUAUAAAACAGAGGGAUGAGUUGCCACCCAGCCAGAGGCGGAGAGACUUCCUACAGAUGAUGCUGGAUGUGAGGAGCAGUAAGGAGUGUGUGUCCCUCGAUCACUUUGACGUCGUCAAUCAAGCAGACGAGGAAGUUGUGCUUGACGGAAAGACAGAAAGCGGCCACAAGUCAAAAAGAAUAAUGACGGAGGAUGAGAUCAUAGGCCAGGCCUUCCUCUUCCUUAUCGCUGGCCAUGAAACGAGCAGUAACACGCUCUCAUUCAUUUGCUACCUGCUGGCCAUCCACCAGGACUGUCAGAAGAAAGUACACAGAGAGGUGGACGACUUCUUCAGCAGACACGGCUCAGUAGAUUACUCUAACAUCCAGCAGCUGAAGUAUUUAGACAUGGUGGUGUGUGAUGCUCUGAGAAUGUAUCCACCUGGAUUUAGAUAUGAACGGGCUAUCGAGCACGACUGUGUGGUGAAUGGACAGUCCCUGCCUAAAGGAGCUACACUAGAGAUCGCAGCAGGCUUCCUGCAUUAUGACCCAGAGCACUGGCACGAGCCGGAGAAAUUCAUACCUGAAAGGUUUACCCCCGAAGCCAAGGCCAGUCGACACCCUUUCGUGUACAUGCCUUUUGGAGCAGGACCUCGCAGCUGUGUGGGCAUGAGACUGGCCCAGCUUGAGAUAAGGAUGGCACUGGCCAACAUCUUUAAAUCAUUUAAUGUGGUGGCAUGUCAGGACACUGAGCUACACGGAAGAACAAAAUAUUAUCUUGGGACCAAUAUCAAGGAAUAACAGCAGAAGGAAUAAAAGGUGAG